Messenger RNA from Aegilops tauschii subsp. strangulata, 1453 nucleotides. RefSeq names its product indole-3-glycerol phosphate synthase, chloroplastic. Gene Ontology annotation, biological process: L-tryptophan biosynthetic process. The record is from RefSeq and is a predicted model, not a curated record. Gene Ontology annotation, molecular function: phosphoribosylanthranilate isomerase activity; indole-3-glycerol-phosphate synthase activity. Lineage: Eukaryota; Viridiplantae; Streptophyta; Magnoliopsida; Poales; Poaceae.
UGGAUGAUGUCUACCUCACCUCACGAGAUCACGGCUGGGCACGAUCCACUCCUUCGGUCAGCUUAUUAGCCUCCCACGAUCUUCCCAACGAGACAUCUCGUCCGAAUGGAGUCUCUGCUGGCGGCCGCGCCCUUCCAUGUCGCAGCCUUCUCAUCCGUAUCCUCUCCGUCCACCCACUCGCCGUCUCUCCUCCGCAGCAUCCGUGGAGGCGGCCGCGCCGUCCGAUGCGCCGCGGCCAAGGAGGCCAUCCUGUACGCGCUGGAGCACGAUGAGAUGUUCAACUCGGAAGAGGUGAUCCAGUGGGAGAGCGGCAAGACGAUCAACUCCAUCGCCGCCGCGCAGGGCAUCCGCAUCCGCCGCCGGUGCCGCCCCCGGUACCCCUCGGAGGGCUCCGGCGACGAUAAGGCCGUGCCCCGCAACAUCCUCGAGCAGAUCGUGUGGGACAAGGAGGUGGAGGUGUCGCAGAGGAAGGCCAAGAAGCCUCUGAAGAGUGUCGUGGAGUCCAGCGAGCACGCGCCGCCGGCCAGGGAUUUCAUCGGCGCUCUCACGGCAGCCCACCGUCGCAACGGCGUGCCUGCCCUGAUCGCCGAGGUUAAGAAGGCGUCGCCCAGCAGGGGCGUGCUAAGGGAGAACUUCAACCCGGUUGAGAUCGCGCAGGCAUACGAGAAAAACGGCGCGGCUUGCCUUAGCAUCCUCACGGAUGAGAAGCACUUUCAGGGGAGCUUUGAGAACCUUGAAACGGUCCGCAAUUCGGGUGUGCAGUGCCCUCUUCUGUGCAAAGAGUUCGUCAUCGAUAUCUGGCAAAUCUACUACGCACGAUCAAAGGGCGCCGAUGCGAUUCUCUUGAUUGCUGCUGUGCUACCGGAUCUUGACAUGAAGUACAUGCUUCGCAUUUGCAAAAAUCUUGGAAUGACUGCUCUUAUUGAGGUUCACGAUGAGAAAGAACUCGACCGCGUGCUGAGAAUAGAUGGUGUUGAGCUUAUUGGAAUCAAUAACCGUAGUCUAGAGACAUUCGUAGUUGAUACUUCAAACACAAGGAUGUUGAUGGAGAAGCGUGGUGAUAUCAUAAAGGAGAAGGGAAUAUUGGUUGUUGGUGAAUCUGGCCUGUUCACUCCCGAUGAUGUUGCAUAUGUGCAUAGCGCUGGCGUUUCUGCUGUUUUGGUAGGAGAGUCUCUGAUCAAGGAAGAAGAUCCUGGGCGAGCCAUUGCUGGGCUUUUCGGGAAGGAGCUCUUGAGUUGACUUAAUGCUCUGCAAUUGUGUGUGUUGGCUUUUUCCGUUCUUUGGAGCAGAUUUGUGUUUGUGGCUACUUUUUAUGUAGCAAGCAUAAAUAGGUGUGCAUAUGCACUUCCGAAUGGAGUGCACCAGAUGUAUAUGAAUAAGAGUAAUAUGCGCUCCAAAAUAAUGUAAUCCGUUCUCUUAUUUAUAUAGAUGUGUGACCCAUCUUAAAACUGAA